Messenger RNA from Peromyscus maniculatus bairdii (prairie deer mouse), 1028 nucleotides. RefSeq lists its product as uncharacterized. NCBI's taxonomy places the organism in Eukaryota, Metazoa, Chordata, Mammalia, Rodentia, Cricetidae. The record is from RefSeq and is a predicted model, not a curated record.
CUCAACUGACUCACUUCUCUGGAGGCACUAGAACAGUAAGGAUGUUCUCUUGCUUCAGGAGUUGUGGUGGCUCAGGCCACCCCAAACCAAAGCAUCCUGGCCGGUUCCAACGUGUGCUGCGAAGUAUUUAUGGAUACCUCUGUCCAUUUUCCCAUAGGGAAAAUGAGGAUAACAGGAAUCAGGAAGAUGACCCCAUAUUUGAUCCACAGAGCCCAACCUAUAUGAAAGACCUUAUCAAUCAUAUACCAAAAGCCAUUAAGGAUGAGAAUUACCUAUUUAUAUUUAUAGUAUUGGCUGUCUACCCUAAGUUUGUGACCACCUGGAAGAUGCUGGACUUAAUUAUGGACACGUAUGGACCUUUGCGGCCAGACUGUGUGGAGGAUCAGGAAAAAAAGACUGCCUUAUUAUCCUUCCUGUCGAUAUGGAGAAUAAAACACCCCCGGGACUUCAGUCGGUCUCCAGACCUUGCCGUGGCCAAGAGGCUCGUGAAAUAUCUAUGGCCCGAUGAGCCUGCAAAGGACCUCACUCUUCAAGGAGAGGAGCUGGAGGAGCAGGAGUGUAAAACGGGCGAGGAGGCCUGGGAUGAUGGACUCCUCAGGGAAAUAAAUCCAGAGGCACCCACGCAGGAUGCAUCAGGGAUGGUGGAGACUCUGCAUCUGGGACCAACUUCUGUGGCAGGGCCCCAGGAAUUUCUGAAAACCCAAGACGACACAGACCUGGCACCUGGGGAACCAACCGUGCCAGAAGCUGGACCAGUGCCACUUCAAACUUCAGAUCAGCCUCUGCCCACUGAUGCACAGCCACCUCUAGAAGUGGCUGCAGAUGUUCCAGAUGCUGGGCAGCUCUUUCUAGUUUCUGUUGUGCAGUGGGGUGUACCAGAGCCCGUUUUCCCUCUGCCUGAUGUUGACAUAUAGUGAGGUUGUUUAUUACCUGCUGAGUUCCACCCAGAACCAGCUGUCCUUCCCGUCUUUAGAGAAAGUAUCAUCUUUAAUUUUGUUUAAUUCUUAUUGUUGUUUUCAAAGUUUAUA